Paramecium primaurelia is the source of this 1441-nucleotide messenger RNA. The record is from the annotation of a GenBank genome assembly. NCBI's taxonomy places the organism in Eukaryota, Ciliophora, Oligohymenophorea, Peniculida, Parameciidae.
AUGAUUUUAAAGAAUAAAAUUAUAAACUCUGCAGUUGUCAUUACUGGAUAAAGUUUAGAGUAAAAUGAAGUUUAUUUUAAUUUUAGAAUUUUAAAUUAAAACGAAAAAGUUGCUUUUAAAUUUGAUUGCUACCAAAGUAGUGCAAUAAAAUCAUAAUUAUUAUCAGUUUAAGAGUUUUAGAGAAUUAGUUUGGAUUAAAUAAAAAUAGUAAAUUAAUUGAGGAUAGAUUUAUCAAUUAUUUCAAUACAAUCUAAUUCUAAAAUUAUGUUAAAUACCAAUGAUUAUGUAAUCAUACAUAAUAUGUCUUUUAUUGGAAAUAUACUUCUUAAAUAAAGUUAAACUAUGUAUUUUUCCUUAAUUGAUAUCUAUUCAGAAAUAACUUAAAUUGUUACUUUAGAAAUUAUCAUCUAUUAUUAUAAUAUUUUUGACUAAUACUAAAUUGAUCCAUCUUAAAAUUCUGCUAGUCUAAUGUAAAUUAAUGCAGGCUAAAGUAAUUUAUCAUUGAAAAAUAUCAUUAGUUCUCACAAUGUCUUAACCAACUCUUUAUAUACUUUUAUCUCUAUUUCUAUACAUGAACUUUAUAUAUAAAACUUUUAAAUAAUAAAUCAUAUUUACUUAAAUGCUGACUUAUGGAAUUAAUAUUAUUAACUAUAAAUUUAGAGUGAACCUACAUAGAGCCAAAUUAUUUCUAUAAUUAAUAAUAUAUUUAAAAUAGAAUCAUUAAGUGGAGUUCUAUUAAUUAAAACAUCGAAAUUGAACUUUAUUAAUGGGUUUUUCAGUAAUAUAAUCGCAUCAAGUAGUUUAAUUUUCAAUAUUAAUCUCUAAGGUGAUGGAAUUGUUAUUAUAAAAAAUUGCUAUAUUGAAAAUGAUUAAAGUUAAUUGAUUUUAACAUCUUAAGAUGAUGAAGCAAUUACUUUUGAUGCUAAAAAAAAGCCUAUUAUCACUUGUAAUUGAAAAUUUAAACUUAAAAUACAUAUAAAAUAGAAUAUCAUCAUCUAUAUUUUCAAUCUAUCCAUCAUCUAUAAAGAAUAACAUUUAAUUAAAACAAAUUUAUUGGUAUAAUAGCUUUUCACUUUAUAAUCAAUUUAUAUCUUUAGAGUUCAAUUUUAAUAAUCCUCAAAAACCAAUUUUCAAUAUUAAUUUACUUAUAAUUUAAUCAGAAAAUGAAUUUAUAAAUUAUUUAUAAUUUUUAGGAAAAGUAAGCAUUUUUUCGAAGUCUAAAAUAUUUUAGAAAACAAAGCAAUAAUACAUUUAACUGGAGGAUAGUUUUCUCUUAAGGGAAUCAUAAUUGAAGGAUUAGUAUUAUCUUAAAUUAUCAAAAUAAUUGAUUAUCAAUCAAUCUAAAUUACAGAUUCUUAAUCUUUUAAUAUAUCAACAUUUUAUCCAUAGAAUUUAAUAGAAUUUUCUUAAAUUAAUGAAGUUUAAUCAAUGCUAAAAAUGA